GCCGGGCGCGGGCGGCCAUGGCGGCGGGGCGGCUGCCGGCGCUGCUGCUGCUCCUCGCCCUGCUGCUGGGCGGCCCGGCCGGCCCCGCUGCUUGGGCAGCGCGGAGCCGCGGCGCCGAGAAGCAAAACACCCUUCGCCGCGCUGCCAGCGGGCUGUACCAGGGCAUCAGCGGCGUCUUCGGCGAGGACAACGUGCGGGCCCUGCAGAAGUUUUUCUCAAGGUUGACAGAGAGGUUUGUGAAUGGGGUGGAUAUAUUAAUGGAUACAUUCUGGAGAAUAUGGACUGAUUUGUUAGAUGUUCUUGGAAUCGACGCCUCCAACUUGACUCAUUAUUUCAGCCCAGCAGCAAUUGCCAACAACCCGACCCGGGCUCUUCUGCUGAUUGGUGCCAUUUUACUUGCCUAUUGGUUUUUAUCUCUCUUCCUUGGAUUCUUCUUCUAUCUCCUGCACAUGCUGUUUGGUCGCUUUUUCUGGAUUGCGAGGGUUGCCCUUUUCACUCUCUCGUGCGUGUACAUCCUCCAGAAGUAUGAAGGUGACCCAGAACACGCAGUCCUGCCUCUCUGCUUUGUUGUAGCAGUCUACUUCAUGACAGGGCCAGUUGGAUUUUACUGGAGAAGAAACAGCAACAGCAGCCUUGAGGAGAAGAUGGACCACCUCGAUAGUCAGAUCAGACUUCUGAACAUACGUCUUUCUCGGGUGAUUGAAAACCUGGACAGAGGCAGUGACCAAUGAACCGACCCCUAUAGACCACUGUACACCAGCUCUAGAAAAUUCCUAAGCACUGUCUCAUGCGAAGUUACAAAGCAACAAAACAUCACAUGGUAAAAAGUGCGUGAAGUUAUAACUUUUCAUCAUGUGUAAGACUAAUUUAUCUAGAUUAUACACUCAGCCAUUAUACUUGUAGUAAAAAAAAAUCACAUUUAAAAAAUUCAGCUGUAUAUUCAGAGAGUUUUAUCCAGUACUAGACUUUUCUCAGUAGAUAAACGCUUACUUUUACAAGCAUUUAAAAACAUCUUUUGUAAAGUUUUUAUAAAAACAAAUUGAGUAGUCUUUCAAAUAUUGAAAUUGAGUUAAACAUAUGCAAAUUUGACACUUAAAAAGUUAAAAAGAAAAAAAAAAAUCUUAAGCUACCAAACACUUCCAUUGAGAAGUAACUGCUGUGGGUCCGCAUAUUUUUUUCAAAGUUGCAAAUGUUUUUGUUUUAUUGUUGGCUUAUUUUAUUGCCUUGAAGUUGCCUUUCAUAGAGUAUCAGAUGAGGAAUUUUCUGGUAUCCAGGCCAAAAAAUUCACACCAUAGCUUUUAAUAGGAGGUGGGGAAUAAGGAAUAAGGAAGAUUUCAUAAAUUUGAAGUCCUUAAAUGCCAGUCCAAGAUGAGGAAUUGAGAAGUGCACGUGUGGCAUUAUUUCAUUGCAUUUCAUCUCGAGAACUUUAAUUUGGUGUCUCAAAAGAAAUCUGUUUUAAUAACUUGACACAAAAGGAAGAGAUGUAGCGUGGCAAAUUGUAAUUCAUAUUUGAUCUUCACAGUGAAGCAUUUUCCAAGCAUAAGUGCAUAGAAUAAAACAUGAUUUUUAAUCUCAGGACCCACAUACUUUCUCAAAAAAGGCAGCAGUUAAAACACUUGCAAAUGUAUUGUUGCUUAAAGCUUUCUCAGGACCAAUAAGCGGCAAUAAAUUAUCUUCAGGAAGAUCUGGAUUUUUUUCUAAAAUUGUAAUAGUUUUAUAGGAGCUUUUUGCUUGAAGUCUGUGUCCUCACUAUAUUGAGUUUUGGGGAAAGUGAGCCACCUUAUGAGAAGGGUGUAUUAAACAGUCACAUUUUCAAGUGAUGUAGGAGCUUUGAAGCAGUUUUGGAGGAUUCUAUUUAUUUGUAACCUUAGAAUUAACUAGCUUGGUAGACUACGCAUUGAAACAAAGGUAACCUCAGGGAAGAAAGUCCGGUAAGUGGUUUAACCCGGUCAGCUAAGCAUUCGAGGUUAUAAAUGGGGGGAGGGAGGGGAAGCACCUGAACCGGAGUGAUGAGCACAGUGUCGAAGCCACGGGAGGUGAAUUGGAGCACAGCUGGAGAACUGUGUAUUCCAGAAUGUCUAAGCGAACAAAUCAAAAACACCACAAAAAUCGGUCUGUGGCAGGGCCUGGCUGCAGGGGGAGGGAACAAGUGGGAAUAGUGACCAUGGUGCUACCGCUGCGCCUGCGAGCGCCGGCUCUGGCGGGACUGGCCAGGGCUGCUGGGCACAGCUGGGCACUUGCUCUUCGGCUGCUCCUUCCACUGGGCAGGGCUUUGCUUGGAUGUGACGCUGAACUGAAUGUAACUGAAUGUGGGGUGAAUUUCUUUUUCUCUUUAUGCUGAAGUUUAAUACUCUUCUUGAAAUGUGUGUUACUUGCCUAACCUCUGGGUUGUAUGUGACAUUUACACGAGGGAUUAUUUUAAAAUCCAUGUUAAUGGCCUUUAUUCCAAACUGUGAUCACUUAAGUUCAACACGGUUGAAGUUCAUAUGCAGUUGGCACUGUUGUAAUCCGUUUUAAUUUUUUACGUCAUCUGUAAAACCCCCUGCACCCCUUUUUUCAAGAAAUACACAUUUAGAGUUGCAAAGUAACUGCUUUUGGUAACUUAAAAUCUUCCGCACGAACAGAUAAGUACUAUGGCAACAAAUAGUCCACUUUGUAAAGGUGAAAAUGUAAAUGACAGUUUAUUCCUUUUUAGGGCUUAUUUUCCAUAGUAUUACAGAGUCUUCCCUGUACACUCAGUUUUCCCUGCUGUUGCGCACAAAGGACUGGGCUGAAACACCAACCUGGAAAUUAUGAAUUGAUUAACAAAGCUUUGUCAGGUCUUUAUGCGUUUUGCUAAAUUUGAGGCCUGAGGACCAAAGUCUGCAAACCUCGCUCGUGUAAGUGGUUCCAUCGACUUCCGUAGGACUAUGUGCAUGAGUCAGUUUUGCAUAGAUUGUAUUUUCUGUAAUCCAUAUUUAACGUCAGAGGUAAAAAUAUGAAUCGUUUAUAUAUUAAGAGUUGUCUAUGAUAAAAUUUCUUUUAAAAUACUAUAUAAAAGCUAAUUUGGAUUAUAGUUUUCCCUGUCUUGCUCAGAUAAUUUAUCUUAGUUUUGUAAAAUCAGCCCUCCUGUAUUAAUACUCUUAAUUUUGAUCACCCUGCUGCUUGAAAAAAAGUAUUUUUAUAUUUACUUGCAUCCCAUGUAUAGCAAAAUGUUAUGUGAGAAGCGGUAUAUAUAAAAUUGGAUAUUUUUAAUCAGUAUUUUUCCCAGCACUCAGUUUUCAUGUUAGAUUCAGACGUAGUGAUUUUUUUUUAAAGCACAAUCUAAUCUUCGAGAUAUAUAUAUAUAUAUAUACACUCUUUAAAAAUGCUCUGUAUUUUUAAACAUGCACUGUAGUGAAAGCGCUUUCGGGACAUGAAUGUGGUAUUGUAUUUAAUCUCUUUCAACUUUUGUAAAUACCUUUUACAAAUAUUUUCCAUACCGAGCCAUCUAGCUUAUCCAUCGAGGUUUUUGCUCUGUUUUAUAGAAUUCGUUCCAGUGACGGCGGUCGCGCUGCUUUUCUAUUGCCACUGACAGGAGCAUCUGGUGCCCAUUCCCAGAGAUGGGCGGGUGGCGCUUCGUCACCCACGGAUAAACCCAGACCCAGAAUUUGCCAGACUCGCCCCGGGGUGGUGGCAGAAAUGGGGCCAAGCCCCAGCUCCCGUGGUUCCCAGCCUUUUUCUCUCACCCACCGUCUUGGUGGGUAGUGGCACCCGUGCUCCCCCGGCAUCGGGGCUCUUCCCUGCCACCUCCUGCACCCCCGGAACGGUUCCCCUGCACCCACUCUCCCCUUGGCCACCGCUGAGUGAGAAAACAUCGCCCUGACGUUCAGGUGGGCUCCAGUCUGCCCAGUAUCAGAAAUUCCAAUAGGGUCUGAAGCGUUUUCAACUUCGUACUUUAAGACCGAAUAUUUGAAACUCCUGUAGUAUUUUCAAGACAUUCAUGUUUUUGCAACGCUCACAUGGGUAGCAAUUUCUUUGAAAGUACACACCUCGCCUCUAGAUAAUUGAUCUGUUGUAUUCGGAAUGUAAAUGCUUUUAAAAGUGGUAUUGGGUGUCAGAGUACAAUGUAUCAAAUCUGGUGUAAUUCAGUGCUGUACUUAAUAGUGCGUCCUUAAAAUUGUGAUUUGCUUUUAAAGACUUGUUGCAUCGUUUGUGUGGAAAAUAGACCAGUAUCAACCUUAGCUCUUUGCUGGCGUAGAAUUUUUUUAAGUGUGAUUUGCCUCACGUACUGAUCUGUAUUUGGCAGCUAAUGAUGUAAAUGACCAUAAGUUCUCUUUGUCGGGGAAAAUAAAAGGUUUUAUUGUGUCCGCAUGUAUUUUAAACUUUUGGAUAACUCCAUUGAACUGUGAUGACGGCACAUUUAAGAAUUGAUCUUUUCCUUUUGAUCAGAAAUGGUAUUUGCUAUGGUAGCACUCGUUAUCGGCACUGAUGUUGGUGAUUUCACAUCCUGUUUUGUACAUCAGAUUUCAAGAUUAUAGUGUUUCAGUUUGUACAAUUAUGUUUAUGUAAAAAAACAAUUUGGUCUGAAGAGAUGCUGUAUGUAUACUUUUGGCAUAUGAUCCAUAGGGAAAUAUUAGAUUCUACUGAUAAUGGUGUUAAGUAGUUACAAAUAUAUCAGACUUAUUUUUUACAGAGCUACACCUGCCUUUAUUUAUUACUUAUCUGACCACCCAAUCAAUGUACUAGGUAGUUAAGUAUUUGUAGACGACUUUCACAAAACUAUGGUAUUGUGACAAAGCUUAAAAUAAAUGUUUACUGAACCUUU
Tyto alba (common barn owl) is the source of this 4786-nucleotide messenger RNA. It is a transcript of the gene BRI3BP, whose product is annotated as BRI3 binding protein. The transcript is spliced from 3 exons. Lineage: Eukaryota; Metazoa; Chordata; Aves; Strigiformes; Tytonidae. Gene Ontology annotation, cellular component: mitochondrion. The record is from RefSeq and is a predicted model, not a curated record. Bases 18 to 731 code for a protein of 237 amino acids.